AGAGAAAUUCAAUCUGAACAUUUUAAGAAGACGAGAUUUACAGAAGCUUGAAACUAAUUCGGGGAGAUUAUUUUCUGUAGACAAAAUGUCUGGGCGUGGAAAGGGCGGCAAGGGUUUGGGGAAGGGAGGCGCCAAGAGGCACAGGAAAGUCCUUCGCGAUAACAUCCAGGGUAUCACCAAGCCCGCCAUUAGGCGUUUGGCCAGGAGAGGAGGUGUUAAGCGUAUCAGUGGCUUGAUCUAUGAAGAAACCAGAGGAGUUUUGAAGAUCUUCUUGGAGAAUGUGAUAAGAGAUGCUGUCACUUACACUGAACAUGCACGGCGUAAGACUGUGACCGCCAUGGAUGUGGUCUAUGCUCUCAAGCGACAGGGCAGGACUCUGUACGGCUUCGGCGGUUAAGAUUCUUUCUGCCUGCGGUGAAUUCGAAUUUUCCAGGUGUUCUUCAACACCACUACUUCUGGGAAUUGUUUGUUAAAAGCUCUUUAAUUAAAAUAGUUGGUGUAGUGAUAAAGAAUGAUGUCUUGCCCCAAGGGUUUGGUGUUGAAAAUUUUAGUUUCAGCAAGGGUUUAUAGAUCUGUAAGGCGAUGGAUCAUUGCUGGCAGAUUUGAGGUUUUUAAGUGUCAAUAUAGUGAUAGGAUUCUGUAAUUGCGGACUGUCUGCGACUCCGAAGUUAUAAAUUUAAGCGAAUUAAUGGGGUUUAAUGUUGGUUUCAUCUAAUUGGAGGAUUUUGCAAUGCAUAAAUAAAAGGAGUAGAACAUGGUUAUGACCUA
Messenger RNA from Cryptomeria japonica (Japanese cedar), 768 nucleotides. RefSeq names its product histone H4. Bases 86 to 397 code for a protein of 103 amino acids. Gene Ontology annotation, molecular function: structural constituent of chromatin; DNA binding; protein heterodimerization activity. NCBI's taxonomy places the organism in Eukaryota, Viridiplantae, Streptophyta, Pinopsida, Cupressales, Cupressaceae. The record is from RefSeq and is a predicted model, not a curated record. Gene Ontology annotation, biological process: nucleosome assembly. The transcript has a single exon. Gene Ontology annotation, cellular component: nucleosome.